Messenger RNA from Sceloporus undulatus (fence lizard), 399 nucleotides. It is a transcript of the gene TERF2IP, whose product is annotated as TERF2 interacting protein. The transcript is spliced from 2 exons. Gene Ontology annotation, biological process: telomere maintenance via telomere lengthening; regulation of DNA-templated transcription. Bases 1 to 399 code for a protein of 132 amino acids. Gene Ontology annotation, molecular function: telomeric repeat DNA binding. The record is from RefSeq and is a predicted model, not a curated record. NCBI's taxonomy places the organism in Eukaryota, Metazoa, Chordata, Lepidosauria, Squamata, Phrynosomatidae. Gene Ontology annotation, cellular component: shelterin complex.
AUGUUGGCGGAGGCAGGCGGCGUCUUCCAGGAGGCCAGCCGGGAGUUCGAGGACAGCGAGGGAGACCUCCGCUCUCCAGGCAUGGAGCCCCCUGAGGCCCUUCGCCCGGCAGCUCCCUCGGACGCAGAGGUGGCCUCGGCCGUCAGGGACAUGCAGCGCCUGAUGGGCCUCUUCGGGCUGGGCCUGGAGGCCGUGACGCAGGCCUUCCUGAAGAACAGCGGGGAGCUGGAGGCGGUGGAGAGCUGCCUGCGGACCGGGCGGCGCUCGGACGGACGGCCGCUCUGGACCAGGCGAGACGACGCAGAGCUCCGGGAGGGGGGCCGGGGCCUCAGGGCCCGGCUGGAGGCCAGGUACGGGCCGGAGAACGUGGGCAGGAGAGAGGCCUUCCGGAGGAGCUAG